This is a messenger RNA of Tachysurus vachellii, 1502 nucleotides long. RefSeq names its product caveolae associated protein 4a (gene cavin4a). The coding region runs from base 205 to 1197 and encodes 330 amino acids. The transcript has 2 exons. Gene Ontology annotation, cellular component: cytoplasm; caveola. Gene Ontology annotation, biological process: regulation of gene expression. NCBI's taxonomy places the organism in Eukaryota, Metazoa, Chordata, Actinopteri, Siluriformes, Bagridae. The record is from RefSeq and is a predicted model, not a curated record.
AUUUAUAUCUGUGAGAUGUGUAAGUGGGAGGUAUGAGUCAGGCUGGUGGUCCUCUUGCAGAACAGGUCUUGGUCUUUGAAUCAGUCAGUCUUUCUCUCAAAGUCUCACAGGGUGACAAAUCUCCUGCUUAGUUGGAUAAAUGCACAGUUGAGGACUCUCUAAACAUCAGGGGUCAUUUUGAGUGUUUGUAAAGGUUUGCUGGAAAUGGAGAAGAGUAGAGACAUUGUACUUGGCAUUGAGGAUGAAUCUGGUCAGCCGGUAUCUGCACUGUCCAUCCUGUCUCUUUUGGAACGUGUCUCCACUAUCAUUGAUGGUGUGCAGGCGAGCCAGCAACGAAUGGAAGAACGGCAACAUCAGCUUGAGACUUCUGUUGCUACAGUCCAAUCAGAGCUGCUCAAACUGGUUCAGAACCAUGGUGCCACAGCAACAACUGUGGACAAGCUGCUCCAGAAGGCCCGACGUGUGAGCGCUCAUGUGAAGGAGGUGCGUUCACGUGUGGAGAAGCAGAAUGUCCGUGUAAAAAAAGUGGAGACUACACAAGAUGAACUUCUCACCAGGAACAAGUUCAGAGUGGUCAUCUACCAGGGCGAGGCUGAAGUUCCAUCAGUUGCUGUUACAAAAACCCCUAAGGAUGCCGGGUUGGCCAAUAUUGAGGUGGAGCCAGAUGAAUAUGAAAUCCCUGUAGACCUCUCAUCUGAUGAGGAGAAUAUGGUGGUGGAAGAGGCAGAGUCAUCAAGGGCGGCACGGCUGAGGCAGACAGGCAUGAAAGGGAUAGAUAACAUCCGAGCGGCUUUCUCCAAGGAGAACAUGAAUAAGACUAAGGAGAGCCUAAGUAAGACAGGCCAGAGUUUGGGCACCAAGUUCAACACCCUGGGUGAGAAGAUCAUUCCUCAUGAACAGCGGGAGAAGAUGCGUCAGAGUGGCGAGAGGCUGAAGGAGAACAUUUCCAAGAAAGCUCCUAACAAAGAGUCCUUUCGCAUCAAACUCAAGAAAGAACGAGCUGUUGCUGAGGGCCAGGAAGGGGCUGAAGCAGAGCCUGCUGUGACUCCACCAAAAGGCAGGAAGACUAGCCCAGAAGUCACCUACACAGAGGUUGUUACAGAAUUCAAACGGGAAGGGCCUGUAUCCGAGGAACAAGCCACCCGGAUUCCAGAGGAAGGAAAGAGUGGGUUGGCCAUAGAAACACCAGAGAAGUGAAGAAAAUAUUGGAGAGGGAGAGCGUGAGAGGAAAAAAACAGGCAGUAUGUGGAUUAUAUAUGCUUGAGUAGAAAAAGCACUAAAAUUUCAGAACAGUUGUCUCACAUAUCUGAAAACACUAGUUAUAGGGCCAUAUCCUUUAUUUAUUUAUAUAUUUAACAAUUCUUAAUUGGGAACAUUAGAUACUUUUAUAGAUCAGCACCUUUAUAAACUGUGUAUGUGUGUCAUCAGUUGCAUGUGCAUUUGGGGAAAUAUUUGACAUGUAUUCUAAAAAAAGAUAAUUGAAAUAAAUGAACAGCUGUGCA